UGCUAUUUCACGGUACCGCCCGUGUGGGCGGCGCGCAGAAGCGGCGCGGCGCGGCGGAGCGAAAGCGCCCGGUCCGGCCGCGGGACGCCCGAGCUCCGCCGGGACCUCCCCCCUCCCCCCCAACAGGCCCCCGGCCCAGCGGCGGAGCACGGUCCCGGAGGCCUCCGCCGGUUCUUCCCUCUCCCGGCCCGGCGCGGGUGUAGCGGCCGGAGGCGGCUCCAGCCGGCGGCUCGCCAUGGCCCUGCCCCGCACGCUGGGCGAGCUGCAGCUGUACCGGGUGCUGCAACGUGCCAACCUGCUGGGCUACUACGAGACCUUCAUCCAGCAAGGGGGGGACGACGUUCAGCAGCUCUGCGAGGCGGGCGAGGAGGAGUUCCUGGAGAUCAUGGCGCUGGUGGGCAUGGCCACCAAACCCCUGCACGUCCGCCGCCUCCAGAAGGCCCUACGCGAGUGGGCAUCCAACCCGGGGCUCUUCAGCCAGCCCGUCUCGGCAGUGCCCGUCAGCAGCAUCCCCCUCUUCAAGCUCUCUGAGGCCGGUGGGCGCAAGGCGCUCAGCAACGGGCACGCCAGCCCUGGCGAGGCCGCGGGCAAAGGGGGUGGUGGCACCGGGACGCCCCCAGCCCGCAGCCCCACGGAGCCUGGGGAGAAGCUGUCACCGUCGGCGCUCCCGCCGUGGCCCGGAAGGAGCACCCCCGAGUCAGAGGGUGGCGGGGAUGAGGAGCCGGGAGGUCCUCCCUUCUCCCCGGGAGGGAGCGGUGGCGAGCAGCCGGUGGGCACGGAGGUGCUGGAACCAGAGCUAGUGCGGACGGUGGUGGAGAGCGUGGAGCGGCUGCUGCAGAGCUGCCCCCGGGGUGGUGAGGCCGAGCUGCGGGCACUGAUGAAGCUCAACAAGAAGCUGGCCAAGGCCGUGGGGCACAUCUUCCAGCUGGAGGAUGGUGACCGGCACAAGGAGGAGGAGAUCCGCCGGCACAGCGCGAUCUACGGCCGCGGCGAUGCCCGGCGCCGAGAGGGCAAGCAGCUCACCCUGCACGAGCUGAUCAUCAACGAGGCGGCCGCGCAGUUCUGCCUGCGGGACAACUCGCUGCUGCUGCGGCGGGUCGAGCUCUUCUCGCUGUCGCGGCAGGUGGCCCGGGAAAGCACCUACCUGUCCUCGCUCAAGGUGGCCAGGGCACAUCCCGAGGAGACCGGAGCCACCGUGGCCAAACGACUCAAGCAGGAGGCAGGAGAGCAGAGCCGCCCCGAGCUGCUGCCGCUGCCGGUGGGGCCAGUGGGACCGGAGCCCCACAGUGCCGCAUACCGAGCCGGGCUUGAUGAGGACACCGGGAGCCUCUCCGGGGAGAGCCUCGAUGGCCACUUGCAGGCGGCGGGGGGCUGUCCCCGGUUGACCCCCCCACCCGUGGCAGCCCCCGACGUGGCUCUCGGCCUCCCCCCGCACGGGCUGUGGAGUCGCCACAUCCUGCAGCAGACGCUGAUGGACGAGGGACUGCGCCUGGCUCGCUUGGUCUCGCACGACCGCGUGGGGAGGCUCAGCCCCUGCCUGCCCGGGAAGCCCCCGGCCCCAGAGUUCGAGGACGGGCUGGCAGAACGGGGUCCUCCAGCCCCCCCGGACCCCCCCCGCAGCACCAUCAAGGUGGAGCAGGAGACCAGCCGCCAGUGAGGCCCCUGCAGCCCCCUUCCCCCCCUCCCUCCCCCCAUUAACGAAGCAAUAACGUGCUGGGGGAACGGGUGCCAGCGGCGCGGCGGUGCUCCGGGUGCGGGGAGCCGGUGAGGGCUUGGCCGUGGACCUCCCCUCUCAGGGGUCCCGACCCCUCCCGCACCGACGCUCUGGUUACCUCAGCCGCAGCGGGACGCGUUCCCCGCAGCAGCAAUACCCUGGUCCCCGCCAGGCUCUGGGCACCCCCCCCCGGGGGCUGGGAAACCCUCGAUGGACUCAAGCCCAAUGUACAGCCUCCCCCCCGACCCCCAUCACGUUGUGUGUGUGUGUGUGUCCCCCAUCCCCCCAACCUCAGCCUCCCCCCUUACCCCCCCCCCCCCACGACAGUCGCUUUGCCACCGGCACCCGAGCCACGUGCGGCACCGCGUGCUCCCGCGUCACCGCCGCCGCCCACGCCGGGCACACGGUGCCAGCGCGCACACCCCCGCGCACACCCCCGCAGCGCCCACGCUGCAGCCGCCAGCUUCAAACCGCCCCCCACCCCUCCCCCCCAAUCCCUGCAGCACCAGCGAGUUGCAUCGUGCACACGCAGCAACGACCUCCCCCCCCCCCGCCCCGCAACCCCCCCCCGCUCCCUGCAGCACCCCACAGCAUCACAGCUGUAAAUCUCCCCUCCGCCUCUGCACGCCCCCCCCCGCAGCCCCCCAGCCCCGCAUUUCCCGCGUGCACUGCUGCCAUGCAUGGUCCUUGUGCCACGGGGGUGUCACACACGCGCCUUGGGGGGCGUCACACACACGCCGUGGGGGUGUCACAUGUGUCACCCUACACUCCCAGCACAGAGCAGGUGGUUGGUGGGUGCUGGAGGGGGGGCAGAGUGCCACUCCUCCCCCUCCCCAGCCCCUCGGGGUGCCUCCUGCCUAUCCCUGCCCCUGUUUCCAUGAGCUGUGCCCAGCCCCGGGGUCCCGUCCCCUCCCCCCUCCCCCCCCCCCCCGUCGCUGUCGUCGUCCUCCCCCCUUAGGACUGUGUGGUGUCUUUUUAGAGCAUUAGCAACUCUUCCUUUGUACUGUGUACAGUAGAUUAUUUAUUUUGUUAUUUUGGAAUAAAACUUUAUUUUAUGGCUUA
Molecule: messenger RNA, 2776 nt
Organism: Pogoniulus pusillus (Red-fronted tinkerbird)
Lineage: Eukaryota; Metazoa; Chordata; Aves; Piciformes; Lybiidae
Gene: NAB2
Product: NGFI-A binding protein 2
Exons: 7
Coding region: 236-1657 (473 amino acids)
Biological process (GO): negative regulation of DNA-templated transcription
Cellular component (GO): nucleus
Molecular function (GO): transcription coregulator activity; transcription factor binding
Source: RefSeq, a predicted model, not a curated record